Eimeria acervulina is the source of this 2157-nucleotide messenger RNA. RefSeq lists its product as hypothetical. Lineage: Eukaryota; Apicomplexa; Conoidasida; Eucoccidiorida; Eimeriidae. Gene Ontology annotation, molecular function: methyltransferase activity. The record is from RefSeq and is a predicted model, not a curated record. The coding region runs from base 1 to 2157 and encodes 718 amino acids. The transcript has a single exon.
AUGGGCACCCCACAACUCGAUCCUCCCGAUCCCGUCGAUCCCGUCAGCAUGCCUCGCGAGGCGCUGCGGGUACUGGAGCUGUACAGCGGAAUUGGGGGUAUGCACUGUGCGUUGCUGCAUGCAGCGCAGCUGCGAGCCUUCAGACGCAGCAGAGGUCUCCAUCUAGACAGAUGCUGCUGCGGGGGGCCCCCAGCCCCUCUGGUUCUUCCCCCAGGCACCACAGCAGCAGCAGCAGCAGCAGCAGCAGCAACAGCAGCAGUGGGGGCGGCAGCAGACUCAGCUCCCGCAGCAGCAGCAGGUGCAGCAGGAGCAACUUCAGAAGCAGAAUAUAUAUGCCGAUGCCUACUGGGCACGCCUACAGCAGCAGCCAGCUCUUGUAGGCUCUCGCAGCAGCAGCUUACUGCUGCUGCUAUUCCUACAGACGGCAGCAGCUUCUGCGUUCAUCCGCUGCUGGAGUCUACGCGGCCAACAGCAGCAGCCUCCCCCUCAGCAGCAGCACCUGCUGCAGCCGCUGGCAGCAGCAGCAGCAGGAGCAGCAGCACGGAGCUGCCCUUCCAGGUUGUUGCUGCGGUUGACGUCAGCGAUGCAGCAUGUGCUGUGUACCGCAGCAAUUUCUGCAAGCCGUCCUCGCCUGCGCAGCAGCAGGAUCAUGAGGAGCGGGAGGAGCAGCAGCAGCAGCAGGCGAAGAAGCAGCAGCAGAAGAAGAAGGUGCUUGAGCUAAGCAGCAGGAGCAGGAGGAGCAGCAGCACUGUUUGUUUAAAUAUCGGUAUAGAGCAGCUACCGAUUUCUUUCUAUGAAAAUCUGCAUGCGCAUGCAUGGCUGAUGUCCCCCCCAUGCCAGCCAUUUGCUAGGCGAGGGCUUAAAGAAGAUAGCUCUGAUCCUCGUUGCUGCUCUUUGCUGCAGCUGCUGCAGGUGCUGCAGCAGCUUCCUGCUGCUGCCUUACCUCGGUUUCUGCUGCUGGAGAAUGUAGGGGGAUUUGAAGGGAGCCGAGCUUGCGAGAUGCUGCUGCAGCUGCUGCUAGACAUCCUUGGCUAUCAAACUGUUUAUUUGCUGCUGCUCAACCCCCUACACUUCGGUAUACCCAACUCACGCUCACGCUGCUUCCUGCUCGCUCGCAGAGUUCAUCAUAACGACGGCCGCUAUGCUCAAUGGCUGCGUGAUAAUGCUCCUUAUACAGACGCUCCUGCUGCUGCUGUUGCUGCUGCUGCUGAUGCAGCAGCUGCUGCUGCGAAAGAGCAUCCUUCCGCUGCUGAUAAACGUGCCCCAGAGGCUGCUGCUCCUGCUGCUGCAAACGGUGCUCCCGAAGCGGUUCCUGCUGGUGCUGCUGCUGGAGCUCCUGCUGCUGCUGCUGCUGCUGCUGCUGCUGGAGCUCCUGCUGCUGCUGCUGCUCCUCUGCGGGGGAAGAGACCUGUGGUGCUGGAUCGUAUCCCAGGGCUUUAUUCCUCUCAAGCCUUUUUCUGCUGCCCCAUCUGGCCGCUGAAUGCAUUUCUUGAUGCUUCUUUGCCUCCGCGGAGCUGCAGCAGCAGCUGCAGCGCCGCAAGCAGCAGCAGCAGCAAGAGCUCCAGCAGCAACUGCAGCACCAACAGCAGCGCUACGGUGUUUCGAGGACUCACCGAAGACACCUUAUCCGAUGUCGAGCAGCAGCAGCAGCAACAGCAGCAGCAAGAACAGCAGCAGGAGCAGCAGGAGCUGUCUGCGUUGGAGUUAAGCGAGGAGCAGAAGCAAAAGGCAUGGCAUAUGGUAGACCUUGUCUGCAGCAGCAGCAGACGCAGCAGCUGCUUCACGCGGAACUACGGGAGGAGCGGCCUAGCUCAGUACGGCAGCAUUUUGCUGCUAGACGACCCACAGAAACUGCUGCAGCAGCAGCAACAGCAGCAGCAGCAGCAGCAGCAGCAGCAGAAGCGCAACGUGGAGCUGCAUGAUAUUCUUCCGCCUGAGACCCGCUGCCGCUUCUUCUCUGUUCGAGAGCAGCUGAGGCUUCACGGCUUUCCUUCCUGGUUCUCCUUUCCUUGCUGCAGCAAACAGCAGCAGCAGCAGCAGCAGCAGCAGCAGCAGCAGCAGCACGUGAAGCAGCAUAGGGGUAUGAUAGGCAAUAGUUUGAAUGUUUAUCUUGUGGGAAUGCUCAUAGAUUUUUUAAUUGGGGAUGAUGAUAUUUAA